AUGCAUAGCGUGACGUUCUCUUUGGCGGCCCUUGUGGCGGGGGCUUAUGCUCAGGUCCAAAGCGAGAGCAUCCUUGGUGCGGAUGACGACGGCAAGUUCUGGAUCCACGGAGACGGCAUCUCCGCCGCUUUCGUUCCCUACGGCGCCUCCCUGGCCAACUUCCUCAUCGCCGAUAAGAAUGGCGUGGUGCGUGACAUCACCACCGGCUUCGACAACGCGACGCACUACACCAUAGAUACUCGCCACGAUCACUUCGGUGGCGUUCCGGGCCGUUACGCGAACCGCAUCCGAAACAGCACCUUUGAGGUGGAUGGCAUCGAAUAUCACACCACCCCGAACGACAACCCUACAGAAGAGCAUCCAGAUGGGCUCAACACACUACACGGGGGCCCGGAUGGCUGGGAUUGGCGAAACUUCACCGUGGUGGCGCAUACCAACAGCAGCAUCACAUUCUCCUUUUCGAUGCGGACGGCGAGCAAGGGUUUCCCGGCGACGUCGUCUCGUACAUCACGUACACGCUCAACGGGAUGA
Molecule: messenger RNA, 531 nt
Organism: Parascedosporium putredinis
Lineage: Eukaryota; Fungi; Ascomycota; Sordariomycetes; Microascales; Microascaceae
Source: the annotation of a GenBank genome assembly